Molecule: messenger RNA, 4379 nt
Organism: Lycium barbarum (goji berry)
Lineage: Eukaryota; Viridiplantae; Streptophyta; Magnoliopsida; Solanales; Solanaceae
Product: serine/threonine-protein phosphatase 7 long form homolog
Exons: 7
Coding region: 2238-3485 (415 amino acids)
Biological process (GO): meristem maintenance; meristem development
Source: RefSeq, a predicted model, not a curated record
ACACAUCACCUAUGGCAAAAGAAGAAGCACAAGCCACCAAGGCCAAAGAUAAUUCUGGUCAUGAGAUAGACAACAAGGCACCUUUAAAGGUAACAGGAAAAGGUAUUUCUAUCACACAUCUAAUCAACAAAUUUGACCACUCCACAACUACCACAUCAUCAAAACUAUUACUCCACCCAAUCGCUUCCAAAAACACACAACAAAACGUCACCUAAAUUCAGAAAAGGAGUUACCUCUGUCGCCCACCUAAUUCCUUCAGAGAAAACCCGAACAUUAGAAUCUUCUCCACAAAAAACACCACCACGAAACAAGGCAACAUCACCAGUGACUUGUCCAAAGUCAGUCCAUUCACUUACACCAGCGGGACCAAUCACCAAUCACACAUCCACAUUUGCAAAAAAUAAAAAGAUAAAAGAAGAAAACACACAGAAAACAGAAGAUAAUCCUAGUCUAAUAACACAUACGACAAUUCCUAAGAAUGCCCAUUAGUUGCACUUAAUGCACCAAACCUGCGGGACCCUACUUCCAAAGAAACUCGUUACUUCCACCAAAAGUAACUCAGCAAAUUAAAUUAGAUCCCAACCUUUUAGCACCACUACAACCUAAAACCUCAAACUCUUCCACUUCCAUAAGUGGAAAUAUACCUAGUACCUCAAUUAUGUCAACUGACAAAACCAAAUCAGGGAAAACUUAUAAUAAUUACACCUAUUCCUCCUUUUUCCUUCCCGAGGCCACGCAUCAGAUAGAGUGCCAUUAUGGCCACCCUCCAUCAAUCAACAGAAAUUACUGUCACUAACCUUUCCCCUUCCCCACACGAUACUAUCACCUUAUUACACCAUCACCCCAACCUAAAAGUUGCACUCAUGACCUCCAUCACAAACCAACCCCUCUUACCUUCAACCAACCACAACAAUGCCGAGACAUUUCCCACCGGUGAUAUCGCCGCCACCACCACAACAGAGACAACUACCAGAGAAACUACCAACAACCAGAAUACGACACCGAGCACUUACCUCAGACAACCAACCUCCAAAUCCACAGUCCCACCACAACUUACUACAUUCAAGCAACUUUCCUCCCAAUCGAAGUACUCAUCAGCCACCAAACCUACUGUUACUCACCGAUUCAGUUGCCCUUCGCGUAUGCCAACCCCCAAGAGGCUCAACUACAGACAUUGCUAGCCGUGGAAGGACAAAUCCCGGCUCCACUUUGUAACUUAGCGUUACUACCCUGAUGCUCUUAGAAAACACCCAGCUACUGACCACCAUGGUCAACUAGGGUUUAUACUCCCAAAUGCAAACCCAAUCAGCAUUGCAACUACUCCAAGUUCAGGAGAUAGGUGCACUGGAACUUCUCCACCAACUCAGCUUGUUCAACCUUAUUCCACAGGACAACAACCAGUCAACUACAACGAAGAACAGGGAAGAGGUAGUGAUACAACUCCACCAAAGCUCAUACUAACCAAGGAACUUCUCCAGCUCAUCUCUUCCACUACCUUCCGAGGAAAACAGAGUGGAAUCUCACCUGGAGCCGCUACCACCCCUACCGAAAAAUUUGGACCUAGGCGAAGAUCAAGUUGUUCCACAGUUGACACAGCCAUUACUCCCUAUGGACCACGACGAGGAAGUACCCAACCCUUUCAAUUUCAACAACGAUCGGGCCACAGACAUCUUCGCUCAGAUUAUGCAGAGUGUGGAGUUGAUCGAAUCACUAUCAAUGACGCUACACGAAAACGAGGAAAGAAAGUUCCUUGUCACCAUCCCACUGGAGACUCUACGAGUAGCAAUGCACAUCAGGACUUAUCCCUAGACUCUGGUUCACAAAUAUGGGAUCUUGCUGAUACUAACUUUAACCAUCGAAGACCUGCCAUUGAUGAAGACACCUGCACAUCCUUUAUUGGCCCAUCUGGAAAUGUCACUGACUCAAGGAAGUGGUUCCAUCAGCCCAAACAAUCCCCAGAUGAAGAUUCUUUUAUGGAAUUGUAGGGGCUGUAACAAUCAAGAUUUUCAAAGAAACUUCAAAGCAAUCGUCGAAUGGAACAACCCCAAUGUUAUCUGCUUAAUAGAGAAACGCAUAAGGGACUAUGCGGUAUUGGUAAAUCUGGUUAAAUUUACUGACUCUUUUGAAAUAAGUGCAAAUGGAUAUUCGGGUGGAGUAGUUUUUAUAUGGAAAUGUGACCAGCUUGUAGUCAAUCCUGUUGCUAUCACCGACCAGGAGAUCCAUGUCGAUAUCCAGGUAUGGAGUUUUCACGGGUAUGCGUACAUCCGGGGCCAGAAGUGUACGAUGUGUUAACACUCCAGGAGAAACAUCGAUCACAGGCUGUGUGGGAUGGUGCCUUGAGAGGACCGACCGGAUGCCUGUUUCCUCGCUGCGCGGAUACCGAAUUUUGGAAGCAUGUGAGGCGUCAUCCUUUUCAUCCUCGCAUCCUUGACUACUUUGGCCUGUGUGGAUUUAGGGGAGUAGUAGAGGUAGGAUGUGCAUCAUAUGAUUGGGCAGUCAUCACUGCACUUAUAGAGAGAUGGCGUCCUGAGACGCACACCUUUCAUCUGCGUACAGGUGAGGCGACCAUCACAUUACAAGAUAUUGAGCUUAUGUUUGGCUUGGUUGUUGAUGGUAAUCCCUUGAAUAAUCUUAAUGCUAGAAAUAUAGGUACUGUUGGGUGGCAACAAUUGAUCCAUGAGCUUACUGGUUGGCCACCCGAUCUGAAUUGUUUUAAUGGUGUUAGUAGGUUAGAAGUACAUAAAUUAAUUGAAUAUAUUAGAGGCUUAGAUGACAUUACAGAUCAGACCCCAGAAAUUGAUGUGCAGCAGCGGGUUAGGUUGUACUUGCUAUGGCUUUGUGGCGGCACGAUAUUUCCGGAUAAGUCCGGUGACUUACUUAAUUUAGACUAUUUUCUUGACAUGCGUGACCUUAGAGCAAUGAGUAGACAAGCUUGGGGAGCGGCUGCAUUGUCAUAUUUGUAUACUUGUUUAUGCCACGCUUCAUUGAGGAAAGUCAAGGAUGUGUGCGGUUUCAUUUCCUUAUUGCUGGUUUGGGCUUGGGAGCGAAUUAUACCGAUGCAGCCACCACCCAGGGCCCUUCAGCCACACACGGCUCUUGUACGAAAGUGGACUCAUCGUAAAGCUCGCGAAAAUGAGGCACGUGUUGUGCUAUCCAUAUGUAGGGAUGUAUUGGACAACCUAACAGAUGGUCAGUUUGUGUGGCAGCCUCAUUCAGAGGCCAUCAUUAAUGGACUCCCUGAGUGGUGUCGGCAUGGCCGAGUUAUUUGGAUGGCGCAGGUUCCCUUUAUUUGUGGGAUCUAUCGAGAGUGGCGCAUGGUAGACCGCGUUCUCCGACAGUUCGGUAGGAAGCAACAUAUUCCGGGACCAUGUGCUGAGAUUGUUCCUUUUCAUUACAACCGUGACAAGCGGUAUGCUAUAACAGUGGAGGAUCAACAAAAUUUUGCACAACGGACUUUUUGUGGGAAAAUCGUCGACAAAGGGUAAUUCUGGCCGAGUAUGAAACUCAAGACCCAGAGUCAUUAUCAGAGUAUUUUUGUUGGUAUCGACGUCACUCGCGCACUUUCAUAGGAAAUCCUGCGUAUAAAGUGGAUAGAGGAUAGCAACACAUGGCAGGCAGGCAUGAGGCACUGGCUUUAGGACAUCAAGAAUCGUACAGGUUGGCUCAGCAGACUAUCCAAGAUCCGACUAAGUCUAAUGAAGUGAAGGAAAUAGCAGAGAUGUUUAGCCUCAUUAAUACAGAGUCCAUGGCUGCUGCCUCUCCGGGGACGAUGUUGAGUUUCACUCCCAAUUAUACACCACCGGCAGAGUAUGUUGAGCCGCCUACUGUGCAAGUGCCUCGUCAUCAACGUCCUAAUGUACCAAGACCUGCGGCACAUGGUAGUGGACGCCAAUCAGGUAACAGACGGGGUCGAGGUCCCGUGGAUCACCAGUUGGUUGAUGAGGAAGAGGUUCGUUUUGAUCAAGAUAUGCGCAGCUCAACGAUGCCUGCAGCUGAUGAUGCAUAUUACCCAAUAAUAAAUUUUAUGUCUAGCUCAUCGACGUCUGCUCCCGAGGUUCAAUCACCAGAGGUAAUCAGAAGUGAGGGGCCUUUUCAGGCAUUCGCAUCGUCUGAGCCUAUUAGCCUCACAUUUAUGGCCUAAUAGUUUGGUGUUCAGACAAGCAGCUCUUAUGGGAUGACUGAGGGGCCUUUACCUGCUCUUCAAUUGGGAGGAGAUUGAGUUUUACCGACUCUCCCAUGGCAUUUGAUGUUGGAUCCUCACACAUUCCUGUGCCGAUGUACAGACUUUAGAGCCACAGGAUGCGGAUGUGAUACAAGAGGAGGUUCACCAACGUAGAUCAAAACGAGAGCGCCGGCAAACUCGGUGUGGCACGGGAGGG